AUGGCGGCCACUAAUUUUGAAAUUCAUCAAUAUCACAAAAUUCGUCGUUGUGCAGCUGCCUUAUGUGUAGUAGAACUUCUAGAGGAAAACAAAAGAAGUUGGACAAGAGGAAAAACAAGACCAUGGAUGAAGAAAAGAAAAGAAAAGGGCUAUUUUACCAACAUUGUUAAGGAAUUAAGAAUGGAGGAUACCGCAGGAUAUAAAGAAAUGAUGCGAAUGAGCUAUGACAACUUUCAAACGUUAUUACGAUAUAUUGAAAAAGACAUUACGCCGUGUCAGGUCUCUGGUGGUCACAAAGUAAUCACAGCUGCAGAAAGAUUAACAUUGACCAUACGUUUUUUGGCCACUGGGGAAUCAUAUAGAUCAUUAAGUUUUCAGUUUCGAAUAUCAAGAUCUGCAAUUUCAUAUAUUGUAAAAAAUGUUUGUGAUGCUAUAAACGAUCAUGUUCAACCAGAUUAUAUGAAAGUGCCAUCCAAAAAGCGAGAAUGGUUGCAUAUUGCCAAAAAAUUUAAUGAGAAGUGGCAGUACCCUCAUUGCCUUGGAGCCAUUGAUGGCAAACAUGUAGUUGUACAACAACCACCAAAUUCAGGCUCCUACUUCUACAAUUACAAGCACACUCAUUCUAUAGUUGUCCUUGCUGUAGCAGGACCUGAUUAUGAGUGUUUGUAUGCAGACAUUGGCACAAAUGGUCGUGUAUCCGAUGGCGGAAUAUGGAAUAAAUGUGGAUUAGCAUUGGCUAUUGAGGACAAUAAAUUAUCCUUACCAAGUCCUGAAUAUCUUGCCGGAUGUUCAGAGUGUUUACCUUUUGUUUUAGUGGGUGAUGAUGCAUUUGCUCUGAAACUGUACUUUAUGAAACCAUACCCCUAA
Messenger RNA from Xenia sp. Carnegie-2017, 867 nucleotides. Its product is annotated as protein ANTAGONIST OF LIKE HETEROCHROMATIN PROTEIN 1-like. NCBI's taxonomy places the organism in Eukaryota, Metazoa, Cnidaria, Anthozoa, Malacalcyonacea, Xeniidae. The record is from RefSeq and is a predicted model, not a curated record. The transcript has a single exon. Bases 1 to 867 code for a protein of 288 amino acids.